AUGCGCUUUACUAAAAAGCCUUUCUAUUCUGCAGCUCUCCUAAUUUUAUCAUGUACCUUUAUCAUUUACCUAGGCAGACCUACAACGCUUUUCAACCUGUUUCAUGGAGAAUUUGAUCCUAAACUGUCGGUGGACCGAGAGCUUGCCGUCUACAAAAGAAUUACUGAGGCCCUUAGGACAGUUGAUAGGUCAUGUGAAGAACAAGGGUUUUAUUGCAAACGGCCUGAAACCCAACACGUGGAUUGCGGGCGAGUACUUGUAGGAGAUAAGGUGUACCUCCAAUCCCUCACCGGGUCCAAUCGAAUCCCUCUAAUCGAAAACUCAUUUCUCAACCUUACCUGCUCUGCAAUCAAAAGCCGAAUAAUACCCAAAACUGCUCAAUUCAAGCCUCUAAAGCUUAAUGGCACGGCUUUUGCUAGAAUUGUGUUUGCUGACUAUGAAUUUAUCGAGAAGCAGGUCCAGGCUUCAUAUCACCCGCAAAACGUUUUCUGUUUUGCAAUAGAUGCAAAUUCUUCCGCAGAGUUUCAGAGAAAAAUGAAGAAGCUUGAGCAGUGCCUGCCAAAUGUUGUGGUGCUUCCAGUAACGGAAUCCUAUGAUAGUAAAGGUCAUAACAUUAACUUGGCACAUUACAACUGCAUGAAGAAACUUGAAUCUUUACGUGGCUGGGGAUACCUGAUGCUUCUGCAGAACCAUGAUGUUAUCACUAAAUCAGUGUACGAGCUGGAUCGGAUUUUCGAGCUGCUCGGCGGAGUCAAUGAUGUGUUCAUGUCUAGGGAGAUUCCAGAACGGAGGAAGAAGCACUUGAAGUGGGAUCUGAAAUCCUUGAAGUUGUUUAGAAAUGACUCGAAAAAUUCGGAUUAUGAACUCGAAAUUUCAAGUGGUUCAGUACAUUCUUCGCUGUCAAGAGCUGCGGUAAAAUGGUUGGUGGAAGAAGUUGAUCUGUCAAUUUUCAUAGAUCAGUGGAACCAGACAGACUAUGGAGCUGACGAGCAAUUUAUCUCAACUUUUCAAAUGAGCCCUGAUCUCAAAAUGCCCGGUCAUUUUACAAAUGAAUGCAUCCAUAAUGACACAGCUAUUGUUACUAUUUCCAGACUGGCCCGUUGGGUACCGAUAUAUCUCGAUAGAGCUGCACAUUGUGCAACCGGGACUGUGAGACAUGACAUUUGCAUUUUCGGCAUCGAAGACUUCCGAGCAAUUUCGAAAUUUCCAAUUUUAAACGUGAACAAGAUGCUUCCAGCAUUCGAUUAUUCAAUUAUAGAAUGUACUGCCGAGCUUCUGCACAACAGGACCUACUUAGGACAGGUAGAUCAAAAGAUUGAAAAGAAUCUCUAUGAAAAUCUAGUUUCAGUUCAAUAUCACAAAAACCAUAGAAAUCCAGACUACAAAUUGAAUUGUACUUCGGAUUUCCCGCCUUGGAACUACUCAAAUUACCUUUGA
This is a messenger RNA of Caenorhabditis elegans, 1437 nucleotides long. RefSeq names its product Glycosyltransferase family 92 protein (gene R07C3.3). The coding region runs from base 1 to 1437 and encodes 478 amino acids. NCBI's taxonomy places the organism in Eukaryota, Metazoa, Nematoda, Chromadorea, Rhabditida, Rhabditidae. The transcript has 9 exons. The record is from RefSeq and is marked reviewed. Gene Ontology annotation, cellular component: membrane. Gene Ontology annotation, molecular function: glycosyltransferase activity.